Molecule: messenger RNA, 2571 nt
Organism: Pecten maximus
Lineage: Eukaryota; Metazoa; Mollusca; Bivalvia; Pectinida; Pectinidae
Product: apoptosis regulatory protein Siva-like
Exons: 4
Coding region: 89-754 (221 amino acids)
Biological process (GO): extrinsic apoptotic signaling pathway
Molecular function (GO): CD27 receptor binding
Source: RefSeq, a predicted model, not a curated record
CAGGAAGUUAGCAUUACAUUUCGCGCGAAACAGUGUGCACGUGAUCAAAACAAAAACACAAGAAACCAUUUUGUUAUUCUGCAUCAGCAUGCCGAAGAGAAGAAAUCCAUUCGGCGACUGUUCUCCCCUCCAGCUUAAAACACAUGUUGGUCAGAAAGAGCUAAGUGAUGGUGUGUCCGGGAAAGAUCAUCUGAAGGCAGUGUAUGAGAAGACACGACAAAUACUAUUCAGUGGAGCAAUGAAGAGCAAGACAAACAACAUGAUAACUGAUGCUAAUGAUAACAACAUCAUAUUUCCAAGCCAAAGUCCCCCGCAGACAGUCCCUUCCACAACUCUCCCAGGUCAGAUGUGUCUGACCCAUGGGGGACAAUUGACAAUGUCAGCCCCUUCAACACAGGAGCAGAUGACUGUUGACACAUGUAUGUCUCAGAGAGUUCCCAGUGCCACACUCCCAGGACAGAUGUGUCUUGACCAGACUGGCCAGCUCACUACACCACAGGAACAAAUGUCUAUAGAUACUGAUCCUUGUCCCCCAAAGUCAUUUGAUUUCUUCAAACUCAAAGGAAAAGGAAAUUUUCCAGCAAAGAAGAACUGUCAAGUAAACCCAUCAAAAUGUUGUUUUUGUGAGAACAUGGUUGCUAAAGACUCCAUCCAGCAGUGCUGUAGUUGUCAGGGAGAUUUUUGUCAACUUUGUUCAACAAUCAAUUAUGACGAAUGUAUGGAGAGGAUGUUUUGUCUGAAUUGUAAUCCUUGAGGUCCCUCCAAAAUGAAGAGAUGUCACCGAGUAUUGGCAUUGUUGUGUUAGUAUCGGUAGCCUAGCUUGGGAUACGAAGUGUUUCCUGGUCAUUCAGAAAUGCUCUCAUGGACUAUUAAUGUAGAGCAUAGAAACACCUGAUGGUUUCCGGUUGUUUUGCUGAUGUUCCUUGAUCUAGUUGAUGAAAGAGUACCUACCAAGUAAGGAAUCAAAUGUAAAAAAUUCUCAUGUUAUGAUGAGGCCAUGAAAACCGAUUUGCAGAAAUUCAAGACUGGUAGAAUUUAUUGGCAAACAUUUAGAAGCUAAUGAAGUUUAUGAUGAUGAGAGUGCAUUAACAGUAAAAUUUCUAUGGAAAACCACACAAUGUCCCAAUGAAAUAUUGAGAUUUUUGUCUAAUGUAUGACAUUGACCAUCCGAUUACAUAUUCAAUAGUCAUUAUUGUCAAUUUUAAAAUCGAUUUUCCAUAGGAUUCUGAACAAAACUCAUUGUUGUAGGGACUGGCCUGAUGUAGCAAUAGAAUAAGAGAUAGUAUAUACUUUCUUGUGCAAUAAUUGUAGUAAAGUGUAGCUGUCUAUCUAGAGAGCCAAAGGAAAUGUAUGUGCAGGUAUUUAAUUCUUCAAGUCUUAUCAGAAUGACAAUCAAAGUUGCAGUAGUUAAUGAGGGUUUGUUUUCUAACUGUUUUACCUUUAUAAAUUGUUUCUGAGACAUUAGAGGUACUGUUAAUCACUUAAAUUUCGCAAAUACUUCAAAUUUUUUUCGUGAACUUAUAUAAUUACCUCUCCAGAUAUACAAUUGUAUUUGCAAAUACAAUGUACAUGUUUUUGUGAAUGCUGAUCUAGAAAUGACAUUUAAUGACAAGCUAUGGAAAGUCAUGGACCUGCAAGACUCUUGUAUUGUGAACUGAUAGCUUGGCUGCCAUCCAGAAAUGUAAUUGUCAUACAUAUAAUUGCAAAGGAUUUAAAUUUGUGAUUGACUCUCGCACCUUUAUGUGAAAAUAAAUCCCAUGUAAAAUAUAAGUGAUUUACUCAAAUCAUUUGGAUGUAAUAGAUCAAAAAAUGACUCAAGAAAUAGGAGAAUCUUGAUGACUUUUAUUUCCACAUUUUAGCUUCCUAUGUAACAGCUUCUGGAAAAGACUUUGAUCAGCAUUUCACAACAAAUACCUCUAUGUCCCUAGUCAUUCGGACAGUAUUGCCUGUAUGUUUUCUGUUAGAAAUGUUUAUACUACAGCUAACAAAUACAAAGUAUCAUGUUUUCUUAUCUAUAUAUACAGUGAGUAUACAUUUUUAUGCAUGGACAUCUAUUAAAAAUUCACAAAAAUGAAAUUUGUAUUUAAAAUUUUAUUGAUGUUAUUUUUGUUGUUCGUAGAGUUUGGAAAGUAUGUAUUGUAAGUCAUUUUCUCAUCAAGUGGACAUGUAUACAUGUAUUUUGUCAGAAAAUUAUUAUUGAUUUCGUUUAUUUCAAAGUCAAGUGCUAGUGAAAUGUUCAGUACAAUCUAUAUCUACUAUGGUUUCAGUAAAGAUUUACAUGAAGUUGUCAAUAUUUGCUGACAAGAGAGAUAACUCUUACAAACUUUCUCAAUAUAUAUACAGAACUGAAUAUUGUUGUGGAAAUAUUCUGUUGAAAUGAUGUGGUAAAUAUCAAAGAUGUGAGUUUCUGUGAAGUGUAGAAAUCAAUAUUUUGAUGACCUACUGUACCUUUACUAAGGAUGUCAAUUUGUUAUAUAAUCUGUUUUUUUACUGAUUUGUAAAGUUGUAUGAAUUAUUUGUUAUACACAGGUUGGAUUUCAACCAAUAAUAAAAAGCUCUUAUUUUCUAGUA